This is a messenger RNA of Cimex lectularius (bed bug), 672 nucleotides long. RefSeq lists its product as uncharacterized. NCBI's taxonomy places the organism in Eukaryota, Metazoa, Arthropoda, Insecta, Hemiptera, Cimicidae. The record is from RefSeq and is a predicted model, not a curated record. The transcript has 2 exons. The coding region runs from base 271 to 615 and encodes 114 amino acids.
UUGAUUUUCACACCUUAAUAAUUGAUCUAGAAGGAAAUAAUUGGUUUAUAGUAACGGUCCUUGAAACAUAGAAAGAAAACCUGUUUUGUGACAAUAAGUAACGUUUAUAGUUCGAAUUAACAGCUUGUUCAUCACGAAAAACGCUCAAUUUGCAGUUUCUCCCAUUUUUCUUACCAAGUUCGACGACGCAGUGGGAAGGGUUAAAUCGCUUCUUUCCUCGCGAGCCUCCGGUUGUGAAAAGUGCCCAGAAAAAUUACUAACAGGUGGAAAAUGGUCAAAAUGAAAAUACUUCCGACAUAUGCAGUAGCGAUCUUCCUGCUGGUUUUCACAAUUGGCUGCGAAUGUGCUCCAAAUAAAUCCGAUGAAGUUGAAAGUGUGCCAAUAAGGACGAAGACAAAAGAGGAGAUACUCGCCGAGGAGGAGCAUUUCAAGACAAAUUUAGACCGGAGAACGAAAGAGUUGCUGGAGAAAAUGAACCAAAUGAUUGCAAACAAUAAAAAAAUAAUAAUAACAUCCAUCUCCGGGGCCGGAGGGGAAAGGUCAAAGCACAAGUUCAGCUUAGAGGUGGAGAGGAAUGCUAAUAGUUUAACAUCAACUGAAGACCCCCAAACGUAACACUUUCUCCUGUGUAAAAAGUACAUUAAAUGUAAAAAUAUAAUUUAUGAUACAUUA